AUGGAUGAAAAAGAUAAAUAUGCAAACCAUAUAAGGAAAAAAAUUAUAAAAUUUUUUAACCUGAAAAAUGAAGAACUAGAUUUGAGUUAUAUUAAAUCGAUUCUCAACUGUAAGUCGUAUGACCUGUAUGGAUCCAUCUACCUCCUGAAUGAAUCUUUUUACGAAAAUGGAAGAAAUGAAAAGUGCUCCCUCAGCACUGUGCAGAAGUUUACCCAAGAAUUGGUAGACGACAAGAAGAGGUUCAUACUCUCCAGUGAGGACGACUCCGUUGGUGGGGCAACACAGGGGGGUAGCUCAUAUGGGCAGACUACCAACCAUGGCGUGGUUCCAGGUGAUGGGAUACCCCGCAAUUGUGUGGAAGGGAAAACCAUCAACAGCUACUUCGAGGAGGUUUUUAAGAGGGAGGAUGUGCCCCCCAGUAGGAAAGGAACAAGUGGGGGGGUGCCCCAUGAGGAUAAACAUGGGAAGGUCCUCCCUAAUAGGAGUGCUCUUGGGAAGGUAAAAAGGGUAGGACAAAUGGAAGGAAAUCAAAAUAAGGAUAAACCGAGGCGAAGCGCCAACGAUGCCACCACCCAUGGUGGAGAGCACCCCCUGGAUGUGGCUGUGAGGCUUGCAAACGAGACAGAACCAAAGAAAGCGCCUGCAAAAGUGAACAAAGAGAAGAGCACCAAACGGGGGGGUCACUCCCCGGGUGGUGAUAAGCCAAAUGGGGUAGCCCCCCAAAAAGGAGAGGCAAAAGAAACACAAGGGAAGGAAGCCCAACCGAGGGGCGCAGCCAAAUUGGAAGCGGUGGAGCAUGGGCGUAAAGACAGCCGCACCCAGUUGGAGGAAGACCAAACGAAGUCCCAGACGAACUCGAAGGGGAAGGCCGAGAGUGACUACUUCGCGUUCUUCAACAUGAAGGAAAACUCCUACUCGUUGAAGACGGUUAUAAAUUUCAUCGAAAGUGACCAAGCGAAAGGGGGCGAGCAGAAAGAGCAAGCUAAAGAGGAAAAGAAAAAAAAAAAGCACACACAGAUUUGCAUCUGCAGUGGGAGGAGCCACCAGAUAUACGCCAACUGUUUAUUCUGCGGAAAGGUUUACUGCACGAAGAUAAAAUAUAGGCAGUGCCUGUUUUGUGGGAACCCCCUGUACGAUUCGUCUCUCAUUAACAGUCUGUUUACCCCCACAGAGGAUGGCGAAAACGCUCACAAGAAAAUCCUUGCAACGAUGAAAAGCUCCAACCCCUUUCUCUACAAAAAUUAUUUCGACCCCAGUAACGCCUUCCUCAAGAAAGCCUUCCACCUGAGGGACAAAAUGCUCAGGAAUUCCACCAACGAGGAGCACACAAAAAUAAUAGACGAUAGCAUUGACUGGUUCGAGGACGACAUCAAAAAGGAGUUUAACAACCCAGAUGUUCAUUUUUCCAAUUACGAUGAUGAGAUAAAAAAUGAAAUAAUCGACAAGUACUACGAAAUUUUUGGGAAGAAGUUUGGCGACGUAAACAUCGACAUCGACCUGGUGAAGAUGAAAAUCACGGAGAACAAAGACCACGCGAAAAUCCAGCAGUUCAAUGAGUACCUGAACGAGCGCGAAAGUGACUACCGGAAUGAGUUGGCAGUGAAGAAGGCGAAUGAACUGCACGCGAGCAACGUCCACAAUUACUUGGCCAAUAAAGAAAGGAAAAACUUAAAUUACAUAAAAGAUUUGCGCAAGCUAUUUUUUAGGGACUCCUCUCGGAAGGGAGACGUUCCAGGGGGGGCCGCCUCUACCGAGGGGAUUGCCUCUACAGAGGGGAUUGCCUCAGACGGUAUAGCCCCGCCUACAGAGCAGCAGAAAAGGACAAUUGUACAAAUGAGGAGGGCAAGUCAGAAAUAUAAAUGUCAUGUGCUUGGCGAAAGUGACGAGGAGUACGAACACGUGGCGUGA
Messenger RNA from Plasmodium vivax (malaria parasite P. vivax), 1908 nucleotides. RefSeq lists its product as hypothetical. The coding region runs from base 1 to 1908 and encodes 635 amino acids. Gene Ontology annotation, molecular function: zinc ion binding. Lineage: Eukaryota; Apicomplexa; Aconoidasida; Haemosporida; Plasmodiidae. The transcript is spliced from 3 exons. Gene Ontology annotation, cellular component: nucleus. Gene Ontology annotation, biological process: regulation of DNA-templated transcription. The record is from RefSeq and is a predicted model, not a curated record.